This is a messenger RNA of Leptosia nina, 270 nucleotides long. The record is from the annotation of a GenBank genome assembly. NCBI's taxonomy places the organism in Eukaryota, Metazoa, Arthropoda, Insecta, Lepidoptera, Pieridae.
AUGUUGAUUGAAACGUCAGCAAAUGACGGCCAGGCUCGAUUCAAUCGGCCAGGCCAAGUAUUAACGCGUAAUUACACCGCGCUGCCCAGGGCUCCGGAUAAGGGAGCUUUCGAAGAAAACGGUGCGCGCCGAGCGAGGACGAAGGCUCCGCCGGCCCCAGCGAAGUCGCUCAAGCCGCGCGUUAAUAAUGCACACAGACAAAACGCACCGCGCCGUACUUCGCUACCCGCUUUGUGCCGAUCGGGCGCGGUGCGUCUUCUAGCGAUAUAA